This is a messenger RNA of Colletotrichum godetiae, 955 nucleotides long. RefSeq lists its product as uncharacterized. The transcript has 2 exons. Lineage: Eukaryota; Fungi; Ascomycota; Sordariomycetes; Glomerellales; Glomerellaceae. The coding region runs from base 117 to 740 and encodes 207 amino acids. The record is from RefSeq and is a predicted model, not a curated record.
CUGUGGUAGCGGACGACCGUGCUCGUGUCUCGCCCUCAGCAAUGCUUCGUAAACAAUCCGUAUCUUCAAAAACUUGCAGCUCCAUACGGGUAGGGUACUGAUGUUAACGUCCCGUCAUGCGAUCGGCGCGUGGGCAGAAGGAUAUCAGCCUGGGCAGACGCUUGCAGCAGACAACGCAUAACAACACACACACGCGCGCACACACAUUAGGAAAGGAGCCGAAACGGAAUACGAGAUCGAGGUGCAGCUGCCAGCGCCCCCAGUACCUAGGUCUACAAAACGGUCGGUUUAGGGAGGUGGGCUCGUCAACAGCGUCAUCCUCUGUAGAUCGACAUCCGUCUGCGACACGAGAGCAGAUUGUAAGGAUUCUCGGGUCUCAACGAUGCUCAAGAUGGGAGAAAAGCCCGAGACGACCCAAUCUCUCCUGGAGUUCAGCUUACCGCAGUGAGCAGUCUCAUGCUCGGAGUCUAUCAACUCUCAGAAAAGUCCGCUACUCAAUCUCUUACCAUCAAGCUUCGAAAGUGCUUGCCCCAAAAAGAAGAAAGAGGGGAUCGCCCGGGACACUCGGGCGUCGAAGACUCCAAGGACCCAGUGGUUGUAAUUCCCGGAAAUUGCCCAGAGACACAGCGUCCACCGGCCGGUUCUCGGAGAUUAGACGAAGCUGUGUGUGUGUGUGUGUUGACGCUGCUUGGCAUUAUCGACAACAGCUAGCCAUGCACGAGCACCGAUAUUCCAGUUAGCGAGUUCGGCAGUGUGAUUUCCGAGUUGCAAUCUCUUAUUAGUUGCAGAUGCGAGGGCUCCUUAGGAUCGCACUCGGCAUUAAUCUGAGCCUUUCGAUCCUCGACAGUUUCUACCCAUAUCGAGGCAGCUUGAGCUGGAGUCCACACGCGGGCCAACAUGCACGCAAGAAUGUGCAUAGCGAGUGUGCCUUUGCCGCACGUUGCAGCUGCCCAAA